Vespa crabro (European hornet) is the source of this 1031-nucleotide messenger RNA. RefSeq lists its product as uncharacterized. Gene Ontology annotation, molecular function: peptidyl-tRNA hydrolase activity. Bases 383 to 955 code for a protein of 190 amino acids. The record is from RefSeq and is a predicted model, not a curated record. The transcript has 5 exons. Lineage: Eukaryota; Metazoa; Arthropoda; Insecta; Hymenoptera; Vespidae.
GAUCUCUGUAAUAUGUUUUUCGUUUGCGCGCCAUCAAGGCAGCCAUUACUUUAUUGUCCGUUACUUAAAAGAGGAGCACUUUAUUUUUCACAUAUUUAUAUAGAGAUAAUGUUAAGAAUUACAGAAAGUGAAUUUUAUUCUUGCACGAUUUUAAUAACUUGUCAAUUUUUGAUUCUCAGUGUUUCUAUAUUUUUUUUAAUACACUGCUCAUAACAAUUUCAAGAAGACGGUGAUUGUGCAUAGAUGUUUUUAAUUUUUUAAAUAUAUUUAAGUCGAAUCAAUUGAUUUCUAUGGAUUUUAAUUCUUUUUAUUAUUAACAAUAUAAUCUACAUUUUUAUUAAUUAUCAAUAUUGGAAUUGGAACAGAAUUAAAAAUCACAGAGAUGCCAAGAAAAAUAGUCGCAAAACAAUGUUCGAGCCAAGAAUCUUUGGCUUUGAUACAUCAAUGUGAAGGUCAUUCUAACCGAGAAUGUAUACGAAAUGACAAUUCAAAAAUUGUUAUGCGAAGGAGGAAGAUAUAUGAGGUAUAUAAUAAGAGGAAAAUUCUUUCUAAGUCAAAACGUAGCAAAAUUCAAAAACUAUCCUAUUGCAACAAAAUUGGACCUUUAGAAUAUGUCUUUUAUUCUAUCCUGAAUACAAGUUAUAAUAUGGAUCAAGGAACUGCCACAGCUGCGAUAGCACGUGGUUUAAUAGCAUUGAAUAAAAAAUUAGAUUCCAAUAGCAUAACAAGCUAUUAUUUAGAUAAAUGGUCGCAAUCUGGAGAGAACAUAAUAAUUUUGGAAGGCGUCAAUAAUAAACAUUUAAAAUAUCUUUACAAAGAAGCUAAAUAUUCUGCAAUUGAUUUGCACUUUUUACAUCAAUGGUGGUCAAAUGGAAGAGACAUCAUAGUCUUAACAGUGUUUGGGCUACAGGAAAAUUUACAAGAAAUUUUUGAAGGAUUAUUACCUUUACGGUAAAAUAAGAGUUAUUGAUUAGCAAUACAUACGAAUGUAUGCAUUUGUACAAAUAUUUUUUAUUUGUACUUUACAAUGA